UUUCAAAUAUUUACAUUAACGUUAAAUAAUGACCUAACAAUGUUUUCAAUCUGAAUUGCUUAACCUAGUUUUUUAGAUCAUAAUACUAAAAAAGAAGAAAAUGUACUUGUUCAUUUAUCUAUUAUCCCACGCUAAGGCAAGGUUAUAUUUUUUUAUAAACAUACAAAUAAUUUCGAAUUGGAUAUAAUCCAUAAUGGAAACCGAGCAAAAGAUUGUUAAAGAAGAAAUUGAUACUCACAAUGAUUUGGAUCGGAAUAUAUAUAUUAAACAAGAAUUGAGUUACGAAGAACCUAUAACAACUAUUCAAAAUAUAAAUCCUAUUAAACAAGAAAUUAACGAGGAUUUCGAUACAAUUCCCACGUUUGAAGAGUGUAUGCUUACAGUUAAAACAGAAAGGGACAUAUUUGAUAAUAUUGAUACAUGUACAAAUAAUAUAAACUUAUUCAAAUACUCAAAAGUAAAAUGUGAAAGGAAAAAGAAAUCUAAAGAUAAAUUAAAAAGUGAAAAACAUGUGAAAUUUUAUACUUUUGCUGGAAUUAUAACUUGUGAAUUUUGUGGAAAUUUAUACACCAAACGUAAAGAAUUCCUUUCUCACUUUACUACAAAUCAUUUUAUGAAACAGAAGAAAUUUCAACGAAAAAAAAUAAAUUGCAUAAAAAGUGAAAAAAAUUAUCAUAUCAUUCCUAGAAAUCAAGAUGGAGAUGUGAAAAAUGAAAUUGAUAUACUUGAACAUGAUUUGAAACCGGAAUUGAAAAAUGAAAGUCGGAAAAUUCAAUAUUUCCAUAAACGAAAAAGAGAAAAAAAAUUCAAAUGCAACAUUUGUUUGAAAAAGUUUCGUCAAAAAAUAAGUUUAAACAUACACAUGCGUAUCCACACAGGAGAAAAGCCAUACAAAUGUGAUUUUUGUUCAAAAACGUUUGCUCAGAAAAAUAAUUUGAAUACACAUCUGUUGAAUCACACCGGCGAAAAACCAUUCAAAUGCAAAAUUUGUUCAAAGACUUUUCCAUUGAAAAUGAGUUUCAACAUACAUAUGCGUAUACAUACUGGAGAAAAGCCGUUCAAAUGUGAUAUUUGUUCGAAAACAUUUGCUCAGAAAAAUAAUUUAAACACACAUUUAAAUAGUCAUAUAGGGGAAAAACCAUUCAAAUGUUGUAUUUGUAAGAAAUCUUUCAAACAGAAAAGUUGUUUAAGAAAACAUUUGCAUAUUCACACAGGUGAAAAGCCAUUCAAAUGCGACGUUUGUUUGAAAGAUUUUUCAAGGAAAAUCAGUUUAAACAGACAUAUGCGUAUCCACACUGGGGAAAAACCAUUCAAAUGUGAUGUAUGUAUGAAACGUUUUUCACAGAAAUGCGAUUUGAAUAAGCAUUUUUAUGUACACACAGGAGAAAAACCAUACAAAUGUCACAUUUGCUUGAAAGCUUUCUCACAAAAAAAUACUUUAACAUUACAUUCGCAAAUUCAUACAGAAGGAAAUAGACACAAAUGCGACAUUUGUUUGAAAACUUUUCCUCUGAAAAUGAGUUUGAACAGACAUAUUCGUAUCCAUACAGGUGAAAAACCAUUCGAAUGUGACAUUUGUUUAAAAUGUUUUUCACAAAAAUGCGAUUUAAAUAAACAUCUUCUCAUUCACACUGGAGAAAAACCAUACAAAUGUGAAAUUUGUGAGAAAACUUUUUCUCAAAAAAGCAAUUUGAAUAUACACACGCAAAUUCAUACAGAUGAAAAGCGAUAUAAAUGCGACAUUUGUUUCAAAACUUUCCCCCUGAAAUCAACUUUUGAUACACAUUUGCGCAUUCACACUGGAGAUAUGCCAUUCAAAUGCGAAAUCUGUUUAAAAAGUUUUUUACAGAAAGAAAGUUUGAAUAUACAUACAUUCAGUCACACUGGGGAGAAACCAUUCAAAUGUGAUGUUUGUUUGAAAACAUUCACACAGAAAAGAUCAUUAACAAAACAUUCAUAUAUACACACAGGUGAUAAGCCGUUCAAAUGCGACAUUUGUUUAAAAACUUAUUCGUGGAAGAGAAGUUUAAAUAGACAUAUGAGAAAUCAUACAGGUGAAAAUCCAUUUCAAUGUGACACUUUUUCACAGAAAAACAAUUCAAAUGCACAUUUGGGUUAUUUUGAUAAAUUUAACACAAAUUAACAUCCGUUUAUACAAGAACAUUCAAUUAAUACCUCAUAAUAUUAGAUUUAUUAUUUAUUUCUUAUGUUAUGUAACUUACAGCUGCUAUAACAUUAUCAAAAAUAAAUCUUUAUGGAUCUUU
Diorhabda sublineata is the source of this 2264-nucleotide messenger RNA. Its product is annotated as zinc finger protein ZFP2-like. Gene Ontology annotation, molecular function: DNA-binding transcription factor activity; RNA polymerase II cis-regulatory region sequence-specific DNA binding. Gene Ontology annotation, biological process: regulation of transcription by RNA polymerase II. The transcript has 2 exons. NCBI's taxonomy places the organism in Eukaryota, Metazoa, Arthropoda, Insecta, Coleoptera, Chrysomelidae. The record is from RefSeq and is a predicted model, not a curated record. Bases 194 to 2143 code for a protein of 649 amino acids.